Python bivittatus (Burmese python) is the source of this 2681-nucleotide messenger RNA. The record is from RefSeq and is a predicted model, not a curated record. Lineage: Eukaryota; Metazoa; Chordata; Lepidosauria; Squamata; Pythonidae.
GACUUUCACCCGCCACACGACGGUGCUUUUUUUUCUUAAAGGAGAAGCGACAAUGUUUUUUUUUUUUUUUAAUCCCCAGCAAGUAUGAAACACCGAAAAAUGCGGUCGAUGUGAAAACGAGGAAACAGGUUUUUGGAAGGUACCUCCUCUCUAUCCGUUUCACUCUUGAAAAUAGAAGCUCGGGGAUACUAGACCGGCCAGACUGCGGGGCGUGUUGUGAGGAGGAGGAGGAGGGGGCGAGUGCGACGGCAAUAGGACGAGCGACUCUUCUAGUUUUAUUGCUGUCACUGCAGAGCAAAAAAUGUUCUGGAGUUCAAGAUAAAACGCGUGGGACAUUUACAAGCGCAUUUUCUGCAGGGCAACGGAGGACAUUUAAUUUGGCGCGCGGGAGGUAACUGUUAAAACGGCUCAGUUAUGCGAAGCGCGCGCCACGGCCAGAAUUCCGACAGCACACCCGCGCGCGCGUUCCCGGUGAACCUCGUACGCUGAUUGGUCUGGAGAGAACCAGCCCGGCUUGCUGCUGUCAUUGGCUGGCUUGGGAGAGAGGUGGGUGAGGUGUGUCUUUGCAUUUCUGUCCCGAUUGGGUGACACGGAGAGAUCUUGCAUCCUGUUUGAACUCCGAACUUGUUCUUGAUUGGCCAAAGUCCCACGCGAGGGGCGGGAGCUCCCGUACAGAGGCGGAGUGAACGGCGGGUGCUGCUGUCAGGACCAGGAGGGGGGGCCGCUGUUGGGGCCUCCUCUGCUAGCUGCUCUGAUGCCGGGGGCGCCCGAGCAGGCGGAGACCCAGGAGGAAGAGCCACAGCGGCAAGAGAGAGAAGAGGAACGGACUCCGCCUCCUAGCUCCCGCCGAAGAAAGGCCGAAUACCCGCGCCGGCGCCGCAGCAGUUCCGGCGCCCGGCAGAGCCAAGAGCCGGAAGAGUUGCCGCCUGCACCCGGAGUUGAGGCAGGAGCGCCGCCGUCAGCCACCGCGCCGCCUGGGACUACCGGUAGAAAGGGCACGCCACGCAGCUCGUGCUUGGAUAAAACAACAGUGAAAGAUCCCAAAGAAGAGACAGAAGAGAAGGAAGUCUCUACUACUGUUGCAGGUGGUGCCCCAGUCACUACAGCUAAACCCAGCCGGGGCUGGCGUAGCAACAGGGCAACCACUACUAUUCAGCAAUGUGAUGCAGAGAAUUCGCGGAGUUCCAGAUCAAAGACUGGGUCCCUGCAACUCAUCUGCAAGUCAGAACCAAAUACAGACCAGCUAGAAUUUGAAGUUACUGAAGAGCAUUCAUCUCCAACUAGAAUCAGUGAUGAAGAAGAAAUGCUCAUCAGUGAAGAAGAAGUUCCCUUCAAAGAUGAUCCCAGAGAUGAAACUUAUAAACCCCAUUUAGACAGGGAUGCUCCAAAGCAAAGGAAAAAAACUGGGAAGGGAAAAGAAGAAAAAGAGAAACAGAAGGAGAUUAAAGUGGAGGUGGAAGUUAAAGAAGAAAGUGAGUUUCGGGAAGAUGAGGAACCACCUAGGAAGAGAGGAAGGCGGAGAAAAGAUGACAAAAGCCCACGACUUCCUAAAAGAAGGAAGAAGCCUCCAAUACAGUAUGUACGUUGUGAAAUGGAAGGAUGUGGCACAGUUCUUGCACACCCUCGCUACCUACAGCAUCACAUCAAAUAUCAACAUCUGCUGAAAAAGAAAUAUGUAUGUCCUCAUCCCUCUUGUGGGCGACUUUUCCGGCUCCAGAAACAACUGUUGCGGCAUGCCAAACAUCACACAGAUCAAAGGGAUUACAUUUGUGAGUACUGUGCCCGUGCUUUCAAAAGUUCCCACAAUCUGGCAGUUCACCGAAUGAUCCACACAGGCGAGAAGCCAUUACAAUGUGAGAUCUGCGGAUUCACCUGCCGGCAGAAGGCCUCAUUAAACUGGCACAUGAAAAAACAUGAUGCAGACACCUUUUACCAGUUUUCAUGCAAUAUAUGUGGAAAGAAGUUUGAGAAAAAAGACAGCGUUGUAGCACAUAAAGCCAAGAGUCACCCAGAAGUGCUUAUUGCAGAAGCACUGGCAGCCAAUGCAGGGGCUCUCAUUACCAGCACUGACAUCUUGGGUUCUGAUCCAGAGUCUAUUGUCCAACCCACUGAUGGCCAGGGCCUUCCCCUUCUUCCAGAUCCCAUUGGAAACACCACUCCUGGAGAGUGCCUAUUGCUGAACCCUGAUGGGAUGCCUAAGGCAUACUGCAGUGGGGGUGACCGGGUCAACCUAAUGGCUGAUGGAAAAAUAUUUGUUGGCAGUGCUAGUGGUGAGAAUACAGAAGGGCUGGUCAUCAAUACAGAGAUUCUUGGAGCUACCACUGAAGUUCUAAUUGAGGAUUCUGAUUCUACAGGACCUUAGUGGGAGAGGAGCACAAGUGUAUUGGGACAACUUGAACUUGUAUUUAAAAGAAUAAAUGGGGAGAAACAACUUACUCAACAUAGAGAAACUAAAAAUAAAUAAAUAAAUAAAUUACUAGUCAGAUAACUAAAGGACCUGCCCCCCUUCUGCCCCAGCUCGCCCCUUUCUUCCAGAGUGGAUCACUACACUACAUGUUCUUUCACUGUUUCCUUCUUGGAGAGGAAUGUUGCCUUUACACAGAGAUUGACAGAGCAAAAGAAUUCUUGCAAUGCAGGGGAGGGAAGCAGCCAGAGCCUAUCCCUCUCCCAGCCCUCCCAAA